AUGGAAACGUAUAUACCAGAUGGGGAAACAGUUGAAAAACAGAACGAAGAACAACAGCAAACUGCUUCAUUAUCCACUUCAACUACAAAACCUCAACCAACAACAUUAAGAACAACAUUUGAAUCAGUAAAACCGCCUACAGUUAUUAGAUCGGUGCCAAUAGCAUCAUCUCGUUCAAUCUAUUCUCUAUUGCCAAAACCACGAUCGAUUCCGAUUCGUGUAGAAAAUCCACAAUUACCUGAAACAGUUACCGUUCUCAAAGAUCCGAAUACAAAUGGAACAAUUUAUCUUAUUGGCACUGCUCAUUUCAGUGAAAAAAGUCAACGAGAUGUCGCUGAAGUAAUUCAAUUAACUCAACCGGAUAUUGUUAUGGUUGAAUUAUGUAAAAGUCGCGUAAAUGUUUUAUCGCUAGAUGAACAAACACUAAUGAAAGAAGCAACAGAAAUGAAUUUGCAAAAACUUCGGGCACUCAUCAAAUCGGUCUGUUUACUAGUUGAUUUUCUAUUACAAUUAGUUGAUUUAGAAACUUUGUUUUUCUAUUUGCAGAACGGUGUUAUCCAUGGUGUAAUCCAUGUAUUAUUGCUAAGUAUGACAGCACAUUUAACGAAAGAAUUAGGCAUGGCACCUGGAGGUGAAUUUAGAGCGGCAUUUCGAGAAGCUAAAAAGAUUCCAAAUUGUGGCAUUAUUCUGGGAGAUCGUCCAGUUACUAUAACACUGAAACGUGCCAUUAAUUCCUUAACAUGGUGGAAAAAAGUGAAGUUAGCAUGGUCCUUAUGUACAUCAAAAGAGAAAAUAACAAGUGAAGAUGUUGAAAAGUGUAUGCAACAGGAUAUGUUAGAGCGUCUUCUAUUAGAAAUGAGUGGUGAUUAUCCAGAAUUAUCUCGUGUAUUCGUUGAAGAACGUGAUCAGUUUUUAGCCUAUUCAUUAAAAAAAUGUGCACAACCCAUACCAAUUGAAACAACAGCAGAUGGUUUUGUUCCGUCGACUGUUGUCGGUGUUGUUGGAAUUGGUCAUGUGCCGGGUAUUGUUAAGAAUUGGGAUAAAAAUCUGGAUGUAUCACAGUUAAUGAGUAUUGAUCCUUCCUCCUCAUCAACUUUAUCUGUAAAAACGUCAUCAGCAGUAAUGAAGCGUGAUUAUGGUUCAAUGGCGUUGAAAGUGGCAUGUUUUGGUGCAAUAUUUGCUGCUAUAUUCCAUUUUGCUAAAAUUCGAUUACGUUAG
Molecule: messenger RNA, 1218 nt
Organism: Didymodactylos carnosus
Lineage: Eukaryota; Metazoa; Rotifera; Eurotatoria; Philodinida; Philodinidae
Source: the annotation of a GenBank genome assembly